Vitrella brassicaformis is the source of this 2996-nucleotide messenger RNA. The record is from the annotation of a GenBank genome assembly. NCBI's taxonomy places the organism in Eukaryota, Vitrellaceae.
UCAUGAUGUCUCCUCCUCGCUUGCUAUCUGCACACUUCGUUCAGGCCAAUUUGGGUUCCGAACAAGCGCCUGAAUCCCUCUGUCACGCAUAGCGGUCAGCUCAGCGCAGUCCUGAGCGGCCAAGCCGUAAAUCACAAUGUCCGUCACUGUAUCAUGUGGUCACAAAGCUGUUGCUCACCUUGAUUUUCAUUGUCGUGUUGACGAAGAGCCGCAGAUUGGUGUUGUUCUUCAGAUUCAAGUACGAGGGCCAAUCGGAGGGAGAAUCCGGCACAUCGAAUCGCUCCAAGCUAUUGUUGCGCAGGUCAAUGUCAUGCGCCAUUUUUUUCAGCGGUUCACCACUCGUGUCAACCGCCGUGAUAUGGUUGAAGGCGAGAGUGAGGAUGCCAGUCGCUGAAAUGUGACAUAGGUGUUACCGUCCCAGGGCAAUCAGCAAUCGGUGUUGUCCUCCUUCAAGUUUAAUAACUGUGAUGCUACCUGAAAGAGCUUUGAAGCUGUCUUUGAAAGUUACAUAGCCCUGCUUUGAGCAAUACAGGGGACAAGAAAUGUGCUGUGUUUGUGCGUGUGUGGGCGUGUCUUGAGCACUGCUUACUGCCGAGCCACUCCAUUCCACGGGUCGGCUGUCGACCAGCUCUUGAACGUCAUCUCUGUCGAAGUGAUAGAGAACGGCGCAGGUCAAAUUUCCCUUUAGCUGACACUCAGCGCAGCUGAGAUUUGAUAGGCUGCAAGGAUAGGACAGAAGACAAUGAGCCAAUGCACUGGAUCCACUCAUGUGUCUCACUCACCUUGGCAGAGCCCGGAACCCUUGGAGAAAAUCGGUGACGUCGAUGUGCAGACUGUUGAAGCUCACGUCGAGCUCACGCAACACGGGCCAAUCGGGCGGUUCCUUGGCAGACAACCACUCUUUGGCUUCAGACAACGUCGCUAAAUAGAGCAACAGAUAUGAGUUAGAAAAAGACUACACGAGCAGGCUAUUCGCUGUCUUACAGAUCCGGUCAUUAGCACAAUAUCCUUUGGCCGUUUCAAACCACUCUGGCCACGUGGAUGCAGUGAAGCUGUUGUUGCUCAAAAGGAGCUUUUUAGCAGCAGGAAGAUAAUGCCAGCUUGCUGGGAUAAUGGCAAGGGCGUUGGUGUCAAAAUUGAUAUCUUCCAGGCUGAACAAUGUAAAAGUGAAAAAAGGUCAACGUGCGUCAUUGUGUGUCUCCUUUUCUCUUGCUGACGUCUCGGGGAGGGAUCCGUUGCCGGUGAAGCCCUCAAUGCGAUUGCAACUCAGGUCUACCAUUCUGAGUCUCUUGAUAGGGGACAGGGAUGGCAGCGUGCCGGUCAUAUUGUUGUUGCUUAAGGAGAGUGUCGUUAGGCUUGUCCACUCAUCGAGCGAGGAUGGGAGGGCUGCCAGACUGCCCGAUACAGAGAUCAAAGCACAUAAGCAGUGUGUCCUUCGGUCGACGGAAAGACCGUACUUGUUGUUGUCAGCGACAAGCUCUUUCAGUUCUGCGCAUUCCGCCAGCCCAUCAGGGACUGGUCCAUUAAACUGUUGGCAAGCAAUGUCAGACACAGAAAUUAAAGUAAUUUCUUUGCCCUGGUCCUGCUUUGAUUCUAGACCUUGUUAUGGCUCAAAUGAACUUUCUUUAGCUGUGGAGGCAAUCCGAGGGCGUCCAAGGUCCCCGAUAGCUUGUUCCACUCCAAAUACAACUCCCUCAGUUGCAAAAAGUUGCCCCACUGCUCAGGAAUGGUGCCAUUGAGGUUGUUGUAUCAGGUGCUCUAGGUUGGUCAGCAAGCCCCACUCCGGAGGAAGGCCGCCGGAGAAGCCCUCAUCCGCCUUUUUGGCUGUGAAGGUCGAUGCGACGUAUGUUUUUUGCCUUGCUGAGAGAUGCGGGGAGAGACCCUGACAGCUGCAAGCCAAAGAGCACAUCGCCUUUUGCUCUCCACAUUCGUGUCUCUCUUUGCUUUACGCGUUUCUUGACUUGCCUGAUUUUCUUGGAGCUCUAACUCCUCGAGAUCGGGCCAGUUUGAGCCAAAGCCGUCAGGCAGGCUGCCAUAUAGAGAAUUGCUCUGGAGUCUGAGAUGUCUUAAGCGAGUUAGAUUUCUGAGAAACAUCGGGAUAGGCCCAGAGAGGUUGUUCCGCUGCAGAUCAAGGGUCUUGAGAUGGUGAAGCUCUCCCAAAGAGUCCGGUAUGCGACCGCUCAGACUGACAUUCUCGAGCACAAGCGACGUCAGAUUGUGCCCGAGGGUGGAAGGGAUGCUGCCAAGGUGCAAAUCGGCCGGCUCGAGCGUCAGGUACUUGAUUUGCAUCAGGUUGGCGACGGAGAACGGUCCAUUAAGCGCUGCAUCGGUGAUACCGAGCAGCUCGAGGGAGGGAAGAUUCAGAUUAGGCAAUUGCCCCGAGAAGCUCAAAGAUUUCUGUGACGAGCCGAUGAUGUCGAGCGCUUUGAGAGAAGUCAGGUUGUUGAUGGAUUUGAGGAUUGUUCCAUUCAUAAUUGUCCCCCUGAUGUAGAGCAGGCGUAGAGACGUCAUGUUGCCAACUUCGUCCAUCAGAUGGCCCUCGAAAGGCACGCUGGAAAUCCACAGACCGAGGAUGUGCUUCAGCUCAUAAAUGUCCCGCGGGAAAUCUACCGUCGUCCUCAGGUUCUCCCGCAACUCUGUCACUUCAAAUCCAUCCUCACGGUUGCCCCACAGUAGCUGCGAGGAAUCGAUCAACAAACAACCACAUGGGGAGAGAGAGAGAGAGAGAGAGAGAGAGAGAGACAGCGAGCGACGCUGUGCGUUCGCGCGCGCGUGUGUGUGUGUGACACUGCGUGUGCGUGUGGGUUGCUGACCAGCAGAUACCCCUCAGCCCCGUCAGGCAGGCGGAUGCACACAAUGAACGAGGCAUUACAGAAGUCCACCGCAAAGGCGCUCCUGUCAGUCUUGUUGACGAGACUAAUCUUCGCUAGCAACCUGCUGAGUGCAUCAGCAUCCGCCUGGCAAGGACCACACUCAGAGGUUGAGAGGUCCUCCAU